GCGGGAGGGUCGUUUGAGAGGGAGAGGGAGAAAAGAAUACCUACGCAGGAUAGAAACGGCUGACAGUACGCCGCCAGCUUGACAGCCCCCACCUUAUGUUUAUCUUCUCGGCCACGCCGGUAUACCCACUCACGAGGUCACCCAUGCCCCCAUGCACGGGGGAAACCAAACAUGGAAUCAGAGGAGCUAUCAUCGUAGUCUUCUUCCCAAAUCCUCUCUCUCGAUUUUUUUUUUUGGGGGGGGGGGGCGGUUUUCUUUUUUUCUUUUCCUGGAUAACUACUCAUACAUGUUGUUUAGGUGGCCAUCCGGGGUCAUCUUGGCCCCCCGUCCCCCCCCUUGCCGCGCUAUAUACGCUAUCCUGGCUUCAAAUGUACAGUUGCGGAUUCCUUUGACUGGCGUUUUAGUCGAAUUCUUCCUUGUCAGUUUGCCAUUUCUGUUUGUCUUAGCUCACUUCGCUGUUAGACCAGACCGGGUGGCGGCCAGCGCAAAAAUACAUCAUAGCUAGCCCAUCCAUAGUAGCGCUCACCAGGUUGCCAACCAGGUAGGCAAUCCAAGGGCACCUAUACACGUACAACUCAUCUACCUCUUUAUAGAGAUAUCUGGAGGGUCGGUG
Molecule: messenger RNA, 613 nt
Organism: Durotheca rogersii
Lineage: Eukaryota; Fungi; Ascomycota; Sordariomycetes; Xylariales; Xylariaceae
Exons: 1
Coding region: 152-505 (117 amino acids)
Source: RefSeq, a predicted model, not a curated record